UUGGGCUAAAGCCUACAUGAGAGAAGGGAUUGUCGCAGAGACGCAGCGAAUGACAGAAAGGAAAACAAGCCAGGACGAGUUAGACUGAGAGGGCCUGGCAUUUGGAAGUUGUAUGGCCCCUUUACCCUCCACCAUGAGCUCUAUUCAAGGACCGCUUUCUCAAGAAGGUGAAGCACAGAAGCGCGCAAACCCGGACGCAGAAGAGUCUGAGAGCACCGAGAGAGCGGCGGCGGCCAAAGGAUGUAAAAACAAGGCGUUCAGUCUUCCCUUUAGCGUGGAGUCUCUAAUAUCGGACAGAGUAACUUCCAGGACUUCAUAUUCCGCAUCCGACUCAGGGCUUAUUUCCCCUUCUGAGGAGCGAGCACAGCUCUCCCCAAUGGCUCUUUACACAGACAGGAAACUGCCUCUGGAGAGCGUCUCAAACUUAGCUGUGGGGAAAAGAGGAGAGUCGGAGGAGAGGAAUGAGAAGGCACAGGGCGGAUGGUUUCACACUGCACCGUCAUACGCCUCUCCACCGAGACACUCGAGUCCGUCUCCUUGCGCGCUCCGAAAACACAAGAACAACAGAAAACCGAGGACUCCGUUCACCACCUCGCAGCUGCUCGCGCUCGAGAGAAAGUUCCGCCAGAAGCAGUACCUCUCCAUCGCAGAAAGAGCGGAGUUUUCCAAUUCACUCAAUCUAACAGAGACACAAGUGAAGAUCUGGUUCCAAAACAGGAGAGCGAAAGCAAAGAGACUUCAAGAAGCAGAGCUGGAGAAACUGAAACUGGCCUCGAAGCCUCUGUUACCGGCGUUCGCGUUCCCCUUCCCGCUGGGAGCGCACGUGCAGGCUUCCCCCGGUCUGUACGCAGCCUCGAGCUCUUUCCCGAGGCCUUCACUGCCUGUCCCGGGACUUUUCGGAGGACCUGUCACCUAUGGGAUGUAUUAUUUGUCUUAAAUGUGUUCAGUGUAAUUAACUGCAAGACUGAUGUUUUUGCCAGUCAUAAACAAACAAGUAAAAAUGUCCCAGUUUGAACUUUAAACUCAAACAAACUGGCGCGAGCCUACACACACACACACACACACACACACACACAUUUAAGUCUGACAGCAACAAUUUAAAAAAAAAAAAAUAUAUAUAUAUAUAUAUAUAUAUAUAUAUAUAUAUAUAUAUAUAUAUAUAUAUAUAUAAUAUGCUAUAGAAAAGCUUUCUGUGGUGCCCUCAAAAUAAAUAACCUGCAGAUUACAGGCCAGACUAUUUAGGUCCAUUAAAACAAAGUCAAAAAGGCAUGUAUUUAAAAUGAUCACCAACUUCAUUUUAAUUAAAGGUAAAUAUAUCUUUGGAGAAAUCAGUGUUUCAAUGAAGCCUGUUGAACAAUAUACAUAUAAAAUGCCCCCCCCCAAAAAAAAUGUUGUCAAGGCCAGAAACAUCUGUGUCAGACUAUUUGAAUACAUCCCGAGUUACCUCUAACUUGAAAUUAUUUUUAUAUAUAAAAUGAAAAUAUCACUAUAAUCUACAUUUGGGGAAAACGGGAAGCGCAUCAUUUUCUGUGUGAACUCUUCUGGAGUGUUUCAGCUGCAGUCGCGCGCCAGAUUCACUUUUCUCAGAGCCGACGUGGUGAAAGUUUGAACGUUCCCUGGGUUUCCAUUCACCCACAUUGAUGACUUUCACUGGUUUUUCGUUUAGCCACAAUACCCUUGUGCUGCAUGUACUAUGCUAUACUUAGAUAGAUUGUAAAAUUAACCUCUAGACCCUUUUAUAACUGUAAAUAAGCGUAUAUAUUAGCAUACAGAUAUUUUCAACUCCAUUUGAAAUCACGAAUAGAAUUGAUAUUUAUAUACUGUGUUUACAUUUACCUCCUGUAAAUUAUUGUAUAUAUUUGUACAUAAAAUAGAAGAAAAAUAAUCUUUUGUAUUAAAAAAUGCAUUUUGAACCAGAUGAGUGUGCCUUAUUUUACUAGAGAUUAAACUGCAGACCCGACCUACAGGAUAUUAUUAUUAUAAAAAUCGGAAAUGAUAUUCACGAUCAUUCACAUGUUCAUUCACACGCAUAUACAUGUAGAAUCAAUUUGAUGUUUAGGGUAAACUUUAAGCCACUGCAUAAUGAAG
Molecule: messenger RNA, 2088 nt
Organism: Neoarius graeffei (lesser salmon catfish)
Lineage: Eukaryota; Metazoa; Chordata; Actinopteri; Siluriformes; Ariidae
Gene: msx3
Product: muscle segment homeobox 3
Exons: 2
Coding region: 113-937 (274 amino acids)
Biological process (GO): embryonic morphogenesis; regulation of transcription by RNA polymerase II
Cellular component (GO): nucleus
Molecular function (GO): DNA-binding transcription factor activity, RNA polymerase II-specific; RNA polymerase II transcription regulatory region sequence-specific DNA binding
Source: RefSeq, a predicted model, not a curated record